GAGACCCAAAUACAUUUCCCGCCAGCCCAUCACCCAGUCCCUAUACAAUCCCUCUCUCACCCCACUUCCCAAUUCUGUUUACCCUAAUUCCCUUUCCGAAUUGAUCCUCAUCCUCGAUCAAGAAAUGGAGGAGAAAUCUAAGCUUGAGGUUACGUUGAUCGGAGAAGCAGAUCCAGAUGCUAGCGCUUCCUCGUCUUCAAGCUCCUCUGCUGAACAGGUAGCAGCUAUGCUGCACGAGAGUGAGAGCGAAUCUGAGAAGAAGAUCGAGUCCGAUGACUCCGAAAUGGUGAAGAAGACUGAGAGUGCCUCUGUAAGUUUUCUGUUUUCAGAGCCUGCAAUUAGGUUUUGGUUUUGUAGAAAAUUGAUUCGUGUUUGGUUUUGUUUCGCGAAGCAGAGCGAGUCCGAGAAGGGUGACAUCGUCGUCGAGACUGAAGAUGGCUCUGAGAGCAAGACUGCCGUGCUUGGUCCUCCCGGUCCCAAAAUGACAUCGCCUCUCCAAUUCAUUCCGAGGGUUUUGAGUACCGAACUGCAGAGGGCUGCUGUAUUGGACAAGAAUGAUCAUACGACAGAGAAGAGUGUGAAGGAAGAUGAGUUAAAGAAAAAGAAGAUGAUUAGAGCAAUCAUGGAGGGCGCCCUAGAAGAGUCAAGUUUUAAAUGUGAAUGAAGUAGAUUUGCCGAAUGCAGUAGAUAACAAGCCUGACCAUACAUGAGACUUCCAACAAGCCUUGCAUCAGACUUUAUCUCCAUAUUCAAUUUCUCAACUUCAUUCUUUGGACAUUGCUUCUUGGAGUUUCACAAAAACAUUGGUGAUAUGGAAGGAGCUGAAGAAAAAGAGCAAUUACAGGCAGAAAAGUUCAUCUCAGCUUUUGAUUGAAUGGUUCCCUUUUCAGCUGCGUGAAGAAAUUGAUAGUGCCUAGUAGAAGUAGAUGUGCUGAUGUAUAUUUUCCAAUGCACCACAAUUUUAAGUUUACAUGCUGUCAGAUUAGAACCAUUGGAAAGUCGUAGUACAGAUCGAAAAUUUGACGAAGGGGAACACAAUAGCCUACUAGCAAACUGGUAAAACGUCUCAACUUAAUGUCUCCAAUGUAAAAGUUCUCGAAAGUUUACUUUUGUUCAUAUAGGUUUUCUAUAAAUAUAUUAGCUACUAUUAUGUACAAAUAAGGUUCCACAAUGUAAAGAUCCCAACUUUGUUAAACAUCGAGUUUUCCUACCGGUAAGAAGUUC
Molecule: messenger RNA, 1224 nt
Organism: Rosa chinensis
Lineage: Eukaryota; Viridiplantae; Streptophyta; Magnoliopsida; Rosales; Rosaceae
Exons: 3
Coding region: 125-664 (179 amino acids)
Source: RefSeq, a predicted model, not a curated record